Sycon ciliatum is the source of this 2235-nucleotide messenger RNA. Its product is annotated as E3 SUMO-protein ligase ZBED1-like. The transcript has a single exon. Bases 1 to 2016 code for a protein of 671 amino acids. Gene Ontology annotation, molecular function: DNA binding; protein dimerization activity. Gene Ontology annotation, cellular component: nucleus. The record is from RefSeq and is a predicted model, not a curated record. NCBI's taxonomy places the organism in Eukaryota, Metazoa, Porifera, Calcarea, Leucosolenida, Sycettidae. Gene Ontology annotation, biological process: regulation of transcription by RNA polymerase II.
AUGGAGUUGCAACAAGCAUCGUCAUCAAGCGGGGCUGGCUUACCACGAAAGACCGGUCAGAGAUCGAAGGUCUGGGACCACUUCUCCCAACCUGUGUCAAAGCAAGUCUUGUGCAAACAUUGCCAGGGCAAAUACAAAUAUACGGGUGGUACAACGAACUUGUCCAAUCAUCUGCUAACAUGCCAAAGUUACAAGGAGAAGAGGGAAAGUGAGAAAGGCAGCGAGCCGAGCGAGCGCAGCGCAGCGGCAGCAACACGUACCACGGUUGGGACAAAGCCAAUGGAAUCGUUUGCAGUAUCGCACUCGAAGAGAACUUGUAAUUCGGCCAGGUCAACUCAGAUUCGGGGGCUAAUCGCCGACUGGGUCACUGCUGAUAUGCGUCCUCUUGGGAUAGUAAACGAUCCUGGGUUCAGGCAAUUGCUGUCCUUCGUGGAACCUUCAUUCACCGUUCCCUCACGGACGACCAUCGCAUCCAUGGUGCGUCGGCGGCACGAUGCUGCACGAAAGGAGCUUGUGACAAAAUUAGCAGGUGCUACAUCAAUUGCUAUCACAACGGAUGCGUGGACAUCGAAGGCUGUGGUCUCCUUUGUAACGUACACGAGCCACUAUGUCACGGACGACUGGAAACUGGUGUCGCACGUUCUUGAGACCAAGCGCUUCAACGGGAGUCACACAGCGGAAAACCUUGCUGCCAGCACAGAAGCAGUUCUUAGCAGAUUCAACAUUGCGCAUGACACUGUGCAGUGCUUAGUCCAUGAUGAAGCACCAAACCAGAUGGCAGCCAGCAGACUUCUUCGCAGCCAACAUCACUGGGAUUACCAAGCUUGCGCUGCCCAUCGGUUGCAAACCUGCAUCAGGCAUGCUAUAACAGCAUCAAGGCCUGUCACGAAACUGCUGGCUUCUUCCAGGCAACUUGUUGGCCACUUCAGCCACAGUGCCAAGAGCACAGAGGCGCUCAACAAGAAGCAAGUAGCUAUGGCGUCAGGUAGCAAGUCUGGCACUCCUCUACGAGUCAUUCAGGAUGUUCCAACGCGAUGGAACAGCUCCUUUCUGAUGCUCCAGCGCCUGAUUCACCUGAGGCUGCCAAUCAUGGCGGUUUUGGAAGACCCCGAGCUGACCAAGAGCUCCCAUCGGCACCUGCAGUUGAAGGACCACCAGUGGAAUCUCGCCAAGGAGAUAGUGGCAGCACUGGAGGCACCAGCAAAGGCUACCACUGUUCUUGGUGGGGAAACCUACUGUACACAGACGUUGGUGGUGCCGGUGGCCAAGUCUUUGCUACGUGGUCUUCGUAUUGCGAAUGAAGAACUCUCGGCAUCGGCUGCGGAUUUCCGGAAAUCACUGGCGAUGGAAAUCGAGGUGAAGUUUUCCCUCGAUCCAUUUGACCCAAUCUCGCUGCCAUCUGUAUCUGCAGCACUGGAUCCCAGGUCACGGAGCCUCGGAUUCUUGGACAGUGACGAAGACAAGGACGAGUUGAAGUCAGAGAUUGUUCGCCGGGUGUGUGCUCAAAUCACUGCCGACAGUGAUGGGAGCAGCUCUGAUGACGAAUGUAUUCUGGAGCCACCUGCCAAGCGACCUAUGGAAGAGGACAUGUCGUUGUUCUUCACGUGCCCUAGCGUCGAGCCAUCCACAACUUCAUCGGCAGCAUCGGAUGGUGAGGUGGAGGUAACCCAAUUCUUCACGGAGAAACAAGUAGGCUCAUCUGUGGACCCACUCGAUUGGUGGAGGACGAAUGCGGACAGGUUUCCCACCAUGGCAAGGUUGGCAAAGCGCGUGCUGUGCAUACCUGCCACCUCUGUGCCGUCGGAGCGAGUAUUUUCAGCGGCUGGCAUCAUUGUCAGCAAACUACGAGCAAGUCUAACGCACGAGAACGUUGAUGCACUCGUCUUCCUUCAUGCAAACAGUGGUCUUCAGGCAGCAAGAACUGCUGCCCCUGUGGCGGUCCAGCAGUUGAUGCCACGGCUUGAGAGGUUUGCAGAGGAAGAAGCCGAUGACUUGCCUCCUUUGCCUGACCUGUAGACAGAUAGUUGCAGCCAGUGCGUAUCAUGAUGUUCCAUCAGUUCUUUCUUUCUUUAUUCAUUUAUUUAAUUAACUUCUGAGCAGCUGGCUGUUUGAACGCGUUUAGUCUCCUCAGUGGAGCUCAGAAUCACUGAUUGUGUGUACUUCUUUUAGUUUCAAUUUAUUUUUGACUAGUGGCUCUUGGUUGCCUUCUAGGGUUGGCUGUUGUGAGAAUUUCAC